This is a messenger RNA of Anthostomella pinea, 1620 nucleotides long. The record is from the annotation of a GenBank genome assembly. NCBI's taxonomy places the organism in Eukaryota, Fungi, Ascomycota, Sordariomycetes, Xylariales, Xylariaceae.
AUGGCACAACACGGCUUCAGUCAGUUUGGAGGAGCCCAGAGCCACGGUGGCAGCGUUGACCCGAACGAUUUGGCCAUGUCGGGAACAUUUGGAGCAUCCUACUCUAACAACUUCAACGGCGGCGGUAACAACGGCGGCGGUAACUUCUUCGACGAUGACGAGCUGCUCGACGGUUUAGGCAGCCCGACCGAUCCGAUGUCCAACCAGGCGGGCAUGCAUAACCAACCCCGAGACUUUAGAGGAAUGAAUGACUUAAACAUGGGUUAUCCCCAGGGGAUGUAUACCUCACAUCAGAGCAACCCUGGUCUGCAAAUGGACCAGUCGCAUAUGAACGGCUACUCCAAUACUCCGGACGGCGAUCCGAUUCAAAGCCCGUUCAUCCACAACAGCUUCAACCAGGCGCAGUUCCGACAAAUGCAACACCCCCAGCAGUUUGGCAACUCCUUGCAGUCUCCCGUAUCCUAUUCUGGCUCUCCUCUGGCAGGCUCCGACUUGAAUAACGACGGCAAUGAUCCCAACUACCUCAACGCCAAAUCCCGCGCUCAGCUAUCUCAGACGAUGCAACGCAAAGCUUCAAACACGAGAAGCCCGUUAACACCCAAAACAGCCGCAGCUAUGUCCACCUUGACCAUGAAUCCACGUGAAUCCCCAGGAUAUGGCACUCAACCGAUUCGAACACCGGGCGGCCAUCAAGAAAAGUCCCCUUCUGGCCAGUGGAUGCAUACGCCCAAUAGCCUGUCGUCGUUUCCUGGAUCUGGGUUCUCGUCACCGCCCAUUCAACACGGUAUGCAGAACCAGCAAAUCGCUGACGUCCUGCUGAAAGGGGGCACAUCAAUGCCAGCCAAACUUAACGGCCCGAGUACUGUUUCGUCCCAGGAAAUGAAGAGAAAGAGGCGUCGCGAGUCCCACAACUUGGUCGAGCGAAGACGCCGGGAUAAUAUCAACGAACGGAUCCAGGACCUCAGCAAACUUGUUCCCACUCACCGGCUCGAAGACGAGAAGAUCCGCAAACUCAUACAGAACGGAACGCCUCUGUCGCCCAGCUUGACAGCAAUCACCAGUCCAACUCAGGCGACAUCGGGCUUGGCUGGUCCAGGUGCGAAGCGAGCUACAGGUGCGGGCAACAUAACCACAGGGCUUCCACUCGACGACAAGGACAAAGGCCCGAAUAAGGGUGACAUACUCAACGGGUCUGUGAGCUGGACUAGAGAUCUCAUGUGGAUGUUGCAUCUCAAGCUUCAACAACAAGAAGAAAUGAUCAACAUCAUUGCCGACCUCGGCGGCAAUGUCCCAUUCGAGCUGACAGACGACGAGAAGCGCAUGCAGACGGAGUUGAUGGAGGCAUUGUCCAAGAAUGGGCCGCAUACGUUUGCGUACACGCGCUUCGCUGGCUCAGGUCUCCGCGUACCUCAGCAUACCGACUACAAAGGAGACUCCUUAAACGGCACGGAGAGUGCUAUGGUCUCUGCCAGCCCUGAUGAUAACGAUGUACUGGACCUCAACGGCGAUAUGGGCGAUGCUGGUCAAUUUUGGAAUGACCCUGACGACGAUGGUAGCGGUCCUGCGUCCAUCAACUUCAAGGAGGAGGAUGAAUACGGUAUGGACCUCGUCCACGACUGA